CACACACACACACACACACACACUCUCACACACACACCCACACACACACACACACACACACUCACACACACUCACACACUCACACACACACACACACACACACACACACUCUCACACACACACUCACACAUACACACACUCACACACACACACUCAGACACACACACACACACUCACACACACACUCACACAGGGAUAUAGCCCACUCUCUCCCCUCGAUCUUAAACAGACCACAGAGAAUGAGAAGACGGGCAGGACAGAGUGACUAGAGAGAGAAAGGGGGAGAGAGCAACACAGGAAGAGUGUGAGAGUUACAGGGAGAGCGAGAGAGAGAGAGAGAGAAAGGGGGGGAGCAUCGAGCGCUUACUCUUUCUGCUUUCAGCGAUAGGACAGAAACUACAGACCACUGCUACCAUCCCUCCUCAGCUGCAAGAAGAGCUUUGGUGCUGUUGAUUUGAUUUUUUUCUUGCUUUCUGCUUCUGCCUGAUUUGAGAGGCGGGACCGGGCUGUAGUAUCUGGAUAUAUUUGCUCAGCACUCUGACUCCCGCUGGCCUUAGCUCUGAGUGGCUGAAUGCAUGAAGCUUUCUGUUUGUCAGUCGGGUGAUCUGAGUGGGAGACGCGGUGGGAUGCUGUGGGUGGGACGGUAGCUGUUCCGCUUGGAUUGCCUGCACGCACGGGACGGUCUCUUAAAGCCCCUCUCUCAGGGCAGAAAGUCUGCUCUUAAAACACCUCGCUGGGAAGAAGGUUUGCCUGCACGCACAGGACGCUCUUUUAAAACCCCUAGCAGGGCAGAAGGGACGGUCCUGAAACCCGAAGGUGAACAGAAGCUGAGAGGUACCUACAGAGCUGCACCAUGGGUCUCUCCACGUUCAGAGGUUUCUCUGAUGUGCCCUGAAGUGCCUGCGCCCCGUGUCCUGGCCCCCCCUUGGUGCCCUCCCCCCGCAGGAUGGAUCUGGCCCCCCCACGCCAGACGGAGCUGGACGAGCUGGACCUCCAGCCGGUGCCCGUCCUGUCCAUCGACCAAAUCCGGGCCAUCCGGGCCAGCAAUGACUACGUGGAGCGGCCCCUGGCCCUGGAGUCCGGCGCCCCGUCCGGCCUCUUCCUCGCCCAGGACGAGCGGCACGGCGAGCGGCACAGCGAGCGGCAGGGCGGGCACAUCCCACGCAGCCAGAGCCUCCACCACCACGCCCACCUGGCGCAGGUGAGCCACUCCAGCACCGUCAGCUCCCUGUCCCGCAGCAGCACCACCUCCGACCAGAGACUGCUGGGCCGGUCCCGGUCCAGCCUGCUGCCGGUGCGCAGCCAGCCCAAAGCCGAGCUGAAGCCCGACGCGCUGGGCAAGCGGCUGGCCGAGGCGGGCCGCCCCGGCCGCCGCCCCAGCCGCCACCCGAGCCGCCACCUGCUGAUCUGCGAGCGGUGCGGCCGCUGCAAGUGCGCGGAGUGCGGGACGCCGCGCAGCCUGCCGUCCCAUUGGCUGUGCCAGCAGCGCUGCCUGUGCUCUGCCGAGUCGGCCCUGGAGGGCGCCUCCUGCCUCUGCUGCGUCAAGGGCCUGUUCUACCACUGCUCCGCCGACGACGAGGACGACUGCGCCGACCGGCCCUGCUCCUGCGCCCCGGCGCACCGCUGCUCCCGCUGGGCCGCCAUGGGCGCGCUGUCGCUGUGCCUGCCCUGCCUGUGCUGCUACCCGCCCGCCAAGCUGUGCCUGAGCGCCUGCCAGCGCGGCUACGACCGCGCCACCCGCCCAGGCUGCCGCUGCAGCAACACCAACACCGUCUGCCGCAAGAUCUCCGCCUCCAACCCCGCCCCCUUCCCCAAGUCCCUGGAGAAGCCCGUAUGACGGAGAGAGCCCUGCCACGCCCUGCCACGCCCGGCCACACCCUGUCCCGCCGCACCCUGCCAUGCCCCGCCCUCGUCCCAAAGCAGAAUCUCGCUCCACAUUUCCAGAGGAGGGACCAAAGCCUUUUUGAUGUCCAGACUGAUGCUGUCGCCCCCCCGGCCGCCCCCCCCCUUCGUGCCCGCGCCAUUUCCCGGAAGCGAGGCUCCAUUAGAGUCUCCUUAUCUGGGCGGUUUAUUCUCCUGUUUCUGCGCAGCGAGCAGAAGGAUCAUCUUCCCCUGGAAGGAAAUAGAAUCAAACCCCAUGUGAGCGCUCAGCGGGGCUGCUCUUCAUUUCAGCCAGGCAGGUGUGCUGGGGGAGCGGGGGUGCGGGGGGCACAGGCUGUGCGCUGGUCACUCGCAGAGAACCCCCCCACGGAUCCCGAUAGAGCAGAGAAACGGGGCCUCAGAUUUGGGGAAGAGGCCAGUCCUGGAGGAAAAGGAUGGGGAGGUGCAGUUUGACCCGCGCCAGUGUGAGCGGCGACAGGACAAAGCAGCGAGCGCCGCGGGAGAGGCGACCGGAGGACUGCCGAAACCGGAUUGGCCGGGCCCCAGAGCUUCCUCAUAAAGGACCAAUGAGAACGCGCGGCCUCGCCCAUCGCUGUGCGUGUGCCGUCGGGAGGGGCUGCUGCUCGGGUUUCUGCUCUCGCCAACCAGACGCCGCUCGCCCCCCCGCCCCCGCUCACUCCCUCACUCACUCGCCCCCCUCGCCCCCUCUCGCUCUCCACCCACCCGCCCGCCCUCGCUCGCCACCCCCCCCCUCACCCUCCUCGCUCACCCCUCCGCUGUCCACUGUCCCGUAGCGGCACUCCCGGGGGGCUCUGUGGAGAGAGAGGGGGGGGGACAACAUCGCCUGCAGCAGGCUGGGACCACAAAGACCAAAGUAGCUGAAUUUACACGCAUUCCUGGGGGGGGCGGGGGCUCAGGAUCGUCAAGGAGAUUUAGUGGAGGAGCACAGUCUACCUGUACCUGCACACCUGUAGACUCUUUGGGGGAGGGGGGGUAUGCAGGCUGCCCGUGUGGUGUAUGAGAGGAGCUGAAGGGACUGGACUGUCUCCCUGCUGGGGGGGCAGGGGAAGGGGGGCGGUGGGGGGUGUGGGGUGGGUUUGGGUGGGAGGUUCCUGUGGCACAGUCUUUCUGUCCGAUGCACUGAUGAAAAUGAAUUCUCUGUGUCGGCUGUGCAGAUGUGGAGUCGUAUGCACAGCCAUCCUGUCUGUUAGAAUUACUUUGGUAUAUUUUUGUAUGUAAACACUAUUAUUAUUAAUGCAUUGUUAUUUUUAUUCUUUUAUUUCUUUUCUUAUUGCUCCAACUGAUAUUGAGAUUUACCUUCAGUCGGAUGCCUGAGAUAUUUUUAGCCCCCAGAAAUACAGCUUUGUCCUGUGGGGGGAGUAGUCUUACUCCUCUGCAACACUGGGUCCAGGGAAACCACCACCACCAUCAUCAUCAUCAUCAUCCACAUGACUGCCACUCAGAGAUGCAAGCUCUGAUGUGUUUGAUUGACAGCUUCAGUCUGAAUGUGAUCACGUUACAGAAGCCGCAGUGUUGAUGACCCCCCGACCCCCCCCCCCACACACACACACACACCCCUCCCCUGUAGGAAUCCGAUGAGACAACUGCUUUGCUCCACAAUGCAAAUCUCAGAGCCCCCCCCCCCAACCCCCCUUCGCCACCCCCCCACAUUUGGGCAGUAUACAGAGGGAGGGGCUCAGUGUAUUGGGAGGGGCUCAGUGUAUUGGUACAUGCAUUUUACAGGAAUGUUCCUCUGGUGCUGUUUGCAGGCUGUAGACUAACCACUGUCUGUUCCCCUCUUGUACUAGUAUGUAUUGCUUUGGUACAAUUGGCAUCUUGUAUGUUGUAAAAGAAUUUAAGGAAUAUAUAAAUAUAUAUAAAUAUAUAAAAUUCUAUAUAAAUGAAUAUAUGAAUAUAAAUUUUACACUUAUUUUUUCGUUGCUGACAUUGUCGACGAGUCACAGAUAUUUAUUUAAAUUGUUAUGAUGAAAGAGAAGAAUUAUUUAUUUAUUGGUGAAGAAAUUGUGAUCAUAUUUGGCUUUUCUUUCUUUUUUCUUUUUAUUUUCUUGUGAAGAGAUGUGGCUGCCAUGGACCUUCCUGGCUGCAAAUCCUAAUAAAGGGUGCUUUCAGUGACAA
Messenger RNA from Anguilla rostrata (American eel), 4017 nucleotides. Its product is annotated as protein sprouty homolog 3. Gene Ontology annotation, biological process: multicellular organism development; negative regulation of Ras protein signal transduction; negative regulation of MAP kinase activity. The transcript has 2 exons. The record is from RefSeq and is a predicted model, not a curated record. The coding region runs from base 947 to 1837 and encodes 296 amino acids. Lineage: Eukaryota; Metazoa; Chordata; Actinopteri; Anguilliformes; Anguillidae. Gene Ontology annotation, cellular component: membrane; cytosol.